AUGGCCAAACAUACACACCCAUUCCACAUAGUUGACCAAAGUCCAUGACCCCUUACUGGAGCUUUAAGAGCUCUUACCUUAACAACAGGGCUAAUUAAAUGAUUUCAUAAAAUAAAUCCCAACCUACUAAUUUUAGCGUUACUCAUAACUCUAAUAACAAUAAUCUAAUGAUGACGAGAUAUUAUCCGAGAAUCCACCUUCCAAGGAAAUCAAACCUCAGUAGUAAUUUUAGGACUGCGUUGAGGAACAAUUCUAUUCAUCAUCUUGGAAAUUCUAUUCUUCGUCUCAUUUUUCUGAGCAUUUUUUCAUAGAAGACUAUCACCAAGAAUUGAAUUAGGAUCCUCUUGACCUGCCUCAGGAAUCUCACCCUUCAAUCUUUUUCCAAUUCCUCUCCUUAAUACUGCAAUCUUACUAUCAUCAGGCGUUACCAUCAUUUGAGCUCACCACAGAAUUAUAGAAAAUAAUCACCCUCGAUCCCUACAAGUCCUCCUCCUCACUAUCAUUCUAGGCCUUUACUUUACUAGCCUACAAGCCUGAGAAUAUUGAGAAGCCCCAUUUUCUAUUGCAGACUCAGCCUACGGCACAACCUUCGUAGCCACAGGAUUUCACGGACUUCAUGUAAUCAUCAGCACAUCUAUUCUCUUUAUCUGCUUUCUUCGUCUUAUAUUUUUUCAUUUCUCUCCUAAACAUCACUCCGGAUUCGAAGCUGCCGCCUGAUACUGACAUUUCGUUGACGUAGUUUGACUCUUCCUCUUCAUCUCCAUCUACUGAUAAGGGUCUUAUCUUUUUAGCAUGAAAAGUACAUUUAGCUUCCAACUAAAAAGUUUAAAAAUCUUAAAAAAGAUAAUUAAAUCAAUUCUAACUUCAAUCAUCGUUUCCAUUACUCUAAGUUUUAUCCUCAGUUUCUUAUCCCUAACCCUGUCAAAAAAAAUCCACUUUAGA
Limulus polyphemus (Atlantic horseshoe crab) is the source of this 942-nucleotide messenger RNA. Its product is annotated as cytochrome c oxidase subunit 3-like. The transcript has a single exon. Gene Ontology annotation, cellular component: membrane; mitochondrion. NCBI's taxonomy places the organism in Eukaryota, Metazoa, Arthropoda, Merostomata, Xiphosura, Limulidae. The record is from RefSeq and is a predicted model, not a curated record. Gene Ontology annotation, molecular function: cytochrome-c oxidase activity. Gene Ontology annotation, biological process: mitochondrial electron transport, cytochrome c to oxygen.